CACAUUUCCUGCUUUGUCUCCUCUGUAAAGCAAAAGUAAGAGCAAAUUGAGCUCCGGGGGAAAAUGCUAGAAGAAGGUCUGCGUCCACGGAUUGUACGUAUCGGCGCUUUUUGUAUCUUAUUAACGUCGUUGCUGCUUUUCCGCAGAAAAUGCUGCGAAUAGCAACGCAGCAGUCGUAGCUCCGCCCUCCAUCACACUGCUGCAGUUGAACUGCAAGGCUUUGGAGUGCUUGGACGGUAUGUUAAAAGAUCCUAACAACAAACAUCAGCGUUGAACAGCCCACUUAUACUGUGUGUUGGUACGUAUAACGUCGUGGAUGUCUUCCGACAUGGAUUAAUUCAAGCCAUUUUGUAGCACGCUGCUUGCACUCCGACCUGCCGCACCAUGAUUCGGACGGGACCGAGUUUAUCGCUCCCCAAAGCCCGGUGCUGGGAUGCAGAUCGUGAGAGGUCUUAUCAGGACUUGUUUGAGAGGUUAGAUGCAAAUAAAGAUGGAAAGGUGGAUGUCGCCGAACUGCGGGCGGGCCUGAAGGCAAUGGGAGUGUUCCGACAGGGUGCAGCUCAGAAAAUUGUCAUGACCGGUGACCAGAAUAAAGACGGGAGUCUGGACUUUGAGGAGUUCGCCAAAUAUUUGAAAGAGCACGAGAAGAAGCUGCUGCUGACGUUUAAGAGUCUGGAUAAAAACAACGAUGGGCGCAUCGAUGCCACCGAGAUCCAGCAGACCCUUGCAGAACUGGGCUUAAACAUCAGCAGAGUGGAUGCCCUGAAAAUCCUGCAGAGUAUGGACAUCGACGGCACCAUGAUGGUUGACUGGAACGAAUGGAGGGACUACUUCCUGUUUUGCCCCGCUCACAACCUGCAAGAGAUCAUACGCUACUGGAAGCACUCUUCGGUGCUGGAUAUAGGCGACAGCCUCGCCAUCCCUGAUGAGUUCACAGAAGAGGAGAAGAGCUCGGGCGGUUGGUGGAAGCAGCUGGUCGCAGGCGCCGUGGCAGGCUCCGUGUCCCGCACUGGUACCGCCCCCCUGGAUAGAAUGAAGGUUUUCAUGCAGGUUCACUCCAGUAAGACGAACAAAAUAAGCCUGGCAGGAGGCUUCAAGCACCUGGUAUUAGAGGGAGGUGUCACGUCACUCUGGAGAGGCAACGGCAUCAAUGUUUUAAAGAUCGCACCUGAGACGGCCAUCAAGUUCAUGGCAUAUGAGCAAUUUAAGAAGUUGCUAUCAUCAGAGGGGGAGAAUAUUGAGACACACAAAAGAUUUCUGUCGGGCUCGCUGGCUGGAGCAACAGCACAGACUGCUAUCUACCCCAUGGAGGUAUUAAAGACGAGGCUGACACUGAGGAAAACUGGUCAGUAUUCAGGAAUGUUCAACUGUGCCAAGACAAUCCUGAAGAAAGAGGGCAUUAAGGCCUUUUACAAGGGCUACAUUCCAAACUUACUUGGCAUCAUUCCCUACGCCGGGAUAGACCUCGCCGUUUAUGAGACUCUUAAGAACGCGUGGCUGUCGUACCACACCAAAGAAUCAGCCAAUCCAGGAGUUCUUGUUUUGCUGGGAUGCGGGACUAUUUCUAGUACCUGCGGACAGCUGGCCAGCUACCCUCUUGCGCUUGUGCGCACGCGCAUGCAAGCGAGAGCUUCCCUGGAUGCCUCAGACCAGCCCUCCAUGAGUUCCCUACUAAAGAACAUUGUAGCCAAAGAUGGCUCUUUUGGACUCUACCGAGGCAUCCUCCCAAACUUUAUGAAAGUCAUUCCAGCUGUCAGCAUCAGUUAUGUUGUUUACGAGUACAUGAAGAUCGGUUUGGGAAUCAGCAAAUGACACUGCAAGAACAUUUCACUGUAUAAAGCUGGAUCACCUGAGAAGACUGGCAUACAUGGCAUGACUUCCACCAGCUGACGCUGGACCUCUGUGGUCAGGAAGAUGUAUUGCACUCCAUGAUGGUCUGUUGUUAGCUUAUAUUCAAAUUAUUUAUACUAAGCAUGCUUUCUUUUUGUCUUCCUGCUGCUGAGAAAUGUAUGCUUUGUGCAAAACGAUACUUGACUCAGAGAAACUGAACUAUAACUGAAUGCAAACAUAAAACUGUGAAAAUAUAAAAGCUGAUGUUUUUUUUUUUUUGUGUAAAUCAAUGAAACACACUGCUCCUACAUUGCACUCCAAAAAUGACACUUUGAGGCCCAUCAACUGUCAUUUAGCUGUUUAAAAUGUAACCCCCCCCCCCAACAAUUAUUCUGUUUUUUAUUAGUUACAUAUGCAUUAUAAAUAUUUGUGACAUUACCAUCCAUCCAUCCAUUCAUUUUAUAUGCCGCUUCUCCUCAUUAUUGUUUUAGUUUGUUGCUCUACCAGAAUAGGGCAUGCUGUACAACUGAUGAAUUCUGUAGCUCAUAUGCAUUAUAAAUAUUUGUGACAUUACCAUUAUUUGUUUUAGUUUGUUGCUAUACCAGAAUAGGGCAUGCUGUACAACUGA
This is a messenger RNA of Dunckerocampus dactyliophorus (ringed pipefish), 2458 nucleotides long. Its product is annotated as calcium-binding mitochondrial carrier protein SCaMC-1-like. Bases 385 to 1812 code for a protein of 475 amino acids. NCBI's taxonomy places the organism in Eukaryota, Metazoa, Chordata, Actinopteri, Syngnathiformes, Syngnathidae. Gene Ontology annotation, biological process: transmembrane transport. The record is from RefSeq and is a predicted model, not a curated record. The transcript has 10 exons. Gene Ontology annotation, molecular function: ATP transmembrane transporter activity; calcium ion binding. Gene Ontology annotation, cellular component: mitochondrial inner membrane.